AUGAAAAGAGCUAUCCAUGGAGACAACACGGCACACCUGGACAUUGCCAGGUCACUUAACAACCUAGGAGCAUCUUGGUACAGUCUAGGUAAUCAGGAGAAGGCAAUCAGCUACUUCGAACAGUCACUUAGGACGAAAGAGGCUAUAUAUGGCGACAACACGGGUAAUUGGGACAUUGUCUCGUCACUUAACAACCUGGGAUCAGCUUGGGGUGAACUCGGUGAGCAGAAGACAGCAAUCAGCUACUACGAACGUGCACUGACGAUGAUGAAAACUAUUCAUGAAGAGAACACAGCUCACCCAGACAUUGUCUCGUCACUUAACAGCCUGGGAUCAGCUUGGAGUGAACUCGACGAUAAGGAGAAAGCACUCAGCUACUACGAACAGGCACUAUCUAUGCAAAAAAGUUUGUAUGGUGACACCACGGCACAUGCAGACAUUGCGUCGACGCUAAACCACCUUGGAUCAGUUUGGAGUGAACUCGACGAUCAGGAGAAAGCCAUCAGCUACUACGAACAGGCACUAACCAUCAUGAAAACCAUCCAUGGUGACAACACCGCACAUCCGGACAUUGCACCCAUGCUCUACAACCUGGGAGAAGCUUGGGAUGAUGUCGGUGAUCAGGAGAAAGCAAUCUUCUACUACGAACAGGCACUGUCGAUUGACAAAAGCAUGUAUGGUGAAAACACGGCACAUCCGGACAUUGCAUCGACGCUAAGCCACCUGGGAGAAGCAUGUAAUGAACUCGGUGAGAAGGAGAAAGCAAUUAACUACUACGAACAGGCGCUAAGCACCAUGAAAGCUAUCUAUGGUGACGACACGGCACAUCCGGACAUUGCGUCAACGCUCAACAACCUGGGAGCAGCUUGGGGUGAUCUCGGUGAUCAAGAGAAAGCAAUCACCUACUACGAACAGGCACUGUCGAUUGAAAAAACUAUCUUUGGGGACGACACAGCACAUCCGGAAAUUGCCAGGACACUUUACAAUCUGGGAUUUUCUUUCAGUGAUCUUGAUGAUCAUGAGAAAGCAAUAAUCUACUACGAACAGUCACUAACGAUGGACAAAACUAUUCAUGGGGAAAACACGGCACACAUUGACAUUGCGAUGACGCUGACUACCCUAGGAUUGUCAUGGAGUGAACUGGGUGAUCAGAAGAAAGCAAUUAGCUACUAUGAGCAGGCAUUGACGAUGGAAAAAAGUAUCUAUGGAGAGAACACGGCACAUGCGGACAUUGCUGCGUCUCUUGAACACCUUGCAUUAGCAUGGAGUAAAAUUGGCGAUCAGAAAAAAGCGACGGAGUAUAAAGAACGAUCGCAAAAUAUGUCUAGGGAGCUUGAUAACUGA
This is a messenger RNA of Branchiostoma floridae (Florida lancelet), 1344 nucleotides long. Its product is annotated as nephrocystin-3-like. Gene Ontology annotation, molecular function: protein binding. The record is from RefSeq and is a predicted model, not a curated record. The transcript has a single exon. NCBI's taxonomy places the organism in Eukaryota, Metazoa, Chordata, Leptocardii, Amphioxiformes, Branchiostomatidae. Bases 1 to 1344 code for a protein of 447 amino acids.